Messenger RNA from Osmerus eperlanus (European smelt), 3565 nucleotides. RefSeq names its product SUMO interacting motifs containing 1 (gene simc1). The coding region runs from base 481 to 3435 and encodes 984 amino acids. The record is from RefSeq and is a predicted model, not a curated record. The transcript is spliced from 10 exons. Lineage: Eukaryota; Metazoa; Chordata; Actinopteri; Osmeriformes; Osmeridae. Gene Ontology annotation, molecular function: SUMO polymer binding.
CCUCCAUCGUGUUCAUACCUUGUCAUUCGAUAAGCACGGUCGCCAACAAGGAAAUGGAGAAUUGACUGAUUCUUUUCGGUUACGCGUAUUUAGAAAUCGUAAAGUUUAAUCGUUGGUGACCUCGAGACUACUAAAUAGGCAACGGAUCCCUAUUUAAAAUUGGAGGAAUUAAAUUAUGAGUCGCCAUCAAACUUGAACAGGUAUCGGAAAUUCAAAAAUCGGCCGGCCUCUUGCGGAAACGAAACUUGACAAGAUAAUGUUUUCAAGGGGCUGGGCCUUAAGCAAUUAUCACCACAAAACCAGCUGCUGCUAAACAAAUAUAUUCACUCGUUCGAGUCUUUGUUUACACAUGCAGCAUGAGUACUGCCGUUGGAAUCAGUUUUCCAUUAAUGUAUUUUAUGGCAGGUCAGCAGAAGUUUGGAUAACGCGUAACCGUGUCCAUCCGAUGGCUACCAACUGGUGACCCGUGGACAGUCAGGCAUGGCGGAUAUAAUUUCGCUGAGCUCUGCGAGUGAGGAAGACUCUGACAUCGAGGUUGUUGGUGUCUACAGCGACACUGAAAGGAAAACCGAGACAAUACCAUUCAUCCGAGGAGAAUGGAUAAACCUUGCUGCAUAUGCACCGUUUGUCUUUGAUCUCACUGCUCAUGGGUGGGCUCUCCCGCCUCCCAGAAGGCGCAGGAGACGAAAUCCAUCCGCGCCAGUGGAAGUAGUGGACUUAAGUGACGAGAGUGGCCUUGAAGAUGAAGCUGAGAGGUCACUGAGUCCGUUGUCCCAGGGAGGUAAAGGUUUGAAGAGAUUUAGCAACAAGAGUCAAACUCCUCAAAGAAGAGUUUCCGAUUCUCCAGAUUGCUCUCCAAAGGAACAGCAUCCCGGUUGCCCGCCAGCGCUUCAGGAGGGCCAAGACAAUGACAUCCAGGAACUCCAGCAGCAGUCUUUAAUUCUCAGGAAUACUUUCACUGUUCAAACAGAUGGAGAUAUUGAGAUUUCCUCAGACAGGGACAUUCCAGACGACAAUGUCAAAUCACCAAGUGUGCCAGCAUCUAAACUCACAGAGGAAGUUACAGCGCUGUCGGAUCCAGUCACUAAGGAAUCUCAACAACUCCCAGCCAUACUUCUAGACGAGGAGAAGGAGCUUCCAGGAUAUCCAAACAGCGACACUGUAACCAUGUCAACCGAUGGAUCUCAACCUGAACAAAGGCCUGCUGUAGAGAAUGAGGACGCUCAGCCUCUCAUGACUGUUGGCUGGGAUUAUCACACAGAGGGGCCAGAGACCAGAGCAGAGUCACCGCCUUCACCCCCCCCAGGAGACAGCACCCGCCCUGCCCUGCCUCUGAACCAGCCAGACAGCACCAGCCCUGCCCUGCCUCUGAACCAGCCAGACAGCACCAGCCCUGCCCUGCCUCUGAACCAGCCAGACAGCACCAGCCCUGCCCUGCCUCUGAACCAGCCAGACAGCACCAGCCCAGUCCUGCCUCAGAAUCAGCCAUACAGCCCCUCCCAAUCCCCAGAAAAAGUAGAUUUUGUGGAUUAUUGUGACUUUGCCAUUCACGACUCGCUGGAGAUGGAGCCGUACUCACCUACACAGAGCCCCUAUGAGUGGUCUCCUUCCUCUUCCCCUCAAGCCAGCUUAAAGGAUGGAAUUUCCUGUCUGGGCCAGGAGGGCAUGGAGGAAAGGUGGUAUAGGGAGAGCAUCUCUCCACAGCACCAUACGGGAGCACAGCCGUUAGUAAACCAGCCACAGGAAGCCAUACCUAGUGAUGUAUCCAAGCCCUGCUCUACCUCUCCCUUCCUAGAACCAGAAAAUGACUCUCCCCUACUACCUCCACAACCUCCCCAAAUGUCCCCCCUCCUCCAUCAUGCCCACCAAAGUCCCCCUCUCCAAACGUCCCAGUCUGACAGCCUUAAGAGCCGGUCUGAACUGCCUCUGUCUCCCAGCUCCAUGGCUCUACCUGCCAGGGGCUUCCCAGACCAAGAGCCCCUACAAGAGCAGCCUCCAGAGGUGCCGCUUGUGGGGUCCGCUCCGAGCCAUCCGGCAUCCAGCUACAGCAUCCCCAGCGACCCCCCCAUGUCAGUGACCAACACGGAGGAUCUGGAGCAGGACCCGGGGCCCUGGAGACCCCCCGGGGCGGGGCCGGGGGACAGGUCCGGUCUGUGGCUGGAGGGGAGUGACGAGGAGGCGGUGAGAGGCAGGGAGGUGGCUGAUAUGGGUGUCAGCGAGGAGGACAGGCAGUACGUGUGUCCGGUUCAACUCAGGAAAUUCCGACCGCUGAUGGCCGGACCGCUGCAAUCACUAGAGGAUGUGGAGGAGGAGGACGAUGGCUUCGGAGCCCCGGAGCAGCUGUGCAGACAGGGCCUGAGCCUGGUCUAUAGCACCAUGGAGGAGAGCUACCCGGAGGGCACUCUGCAGCUGCUGUCGGACCUGCUGCACCCGCGCUUUUACCCCCCCAGGGACAUCACCACCCACCUGCUCAGGGACAUCCUGCUGGACCCCCGCGCCCCACGCAGCCUCCGCUUCCAGGCCUUCUCUCUGCUCAUGAGGACACAGAGGCACCACCCUGCAGAAAAGGGAACCAUUCCAUGGGACUGGGAGCUGCUGACAUCAGUUAUGACUGAACAGGACAGUCCCAAAAGACACAGUAGUGAGGCAGUGUGCAUGCUGCUGCAGUACACCCUGCAGACGCUGGAGGACGACUUCCGGGUCAAACUGUCGCAGCGUGACCUCCCUCACAGCAUCGCCAAGGCAACCCUGUCUUGCGACUCGGGCCGGGUCAGUGAUGUCAUCAGCUGGCUGCUGACUUCCAUAGUCAAGUCAACGGGGGUCAGUGACGCCAAAGAGAGGGAUGAUCAUCUAAAGAUGGUGCUGCUGCUGCAGAAGAUGCUGGUCCUGUCCCUGGAGGUGGACUGCUGUCCUGGGGUCAGUGCCAACAAGCUGGCCCAGAGGCUGGUUCACUCCUGCUCCAGCACCCUGCGCCAGCACCGGAUGCUGCUCCUGGAGACCCUGGAGAGCAGGCUGCUGAGAUGCAGGCUUCUGGAGCAGAUGCUGGAGCAGGCCUGUCCACACACCACCUCCCUCCCCAUGUCCCUGGCUCUGCUGCUCCACUUCCUGAAGCACUGCACUCUGACCCCUGACCCCACGGAUGGAGCGGACAGGGAGUUGGGCUGGGAGGAGCUGGUGCAGCUGCUGUGGAUGCUGCUGCUUAGUCACGAGGAGGUGGUGAAAGGUCACCUGCACUGCCCUGUCACAGAGCGAGCAGGAAACGCCCGCCCGCCCGUCCAGGUGGUCACCAACACUGUGUCGCGAUCGGACGUACAGGGAGCCGUGGAGGACUUCCUGUUGCGGUCCCAGGCAGACCUGGGCCGGACGCUGCCUCUACAUGUUCACGAGUCUCUGACCUACCUCCAGGACCAUAUGAUGGACUCCUGUCAGUGUUGACCCUAGGUUUUUACAAUACUGUAAAAGUCUUCAUGUACAUACAAUUAGUUUUGAAUUUUUCAAUUUAAAAUAUUUUGUUUUAUAAUAUCCAUGUGAGGUUUUUGUAAUAUGAUAAAAAAGUUUUUAAAAA